Lindgomyces ingoldianus is the source of this 789-nucleotide messenger RNA. Its product is annotated as short-chain dehydrogenase/reductase-like protein SDR. The record is from RefSeq and is a predicted model, not a curated record. The transcript has 2 exons. Gene Ontology annotation, molecular function: oxidoreductase activity, acting on the CH-OH group of donors, NAD or NADP as acceptor. Lineage: Eukaryota; Fungi; Ascomycota; Dothideomycetes; Pleosporales; Lindgomycetaceae. Bases 1 to 789 code for a protein of 262 amino acids.
AUGCAUUCGCUCGAGGGAAAGGUCGCCAUUGUCACAGGAGGAGCGCGUGGUAUUGGAGCGGCCGUUGCUCUGAAUCUCGCCGAGAUGGGCGCUAAUGCAAGACGGAUAGUUGCCAUCACAUUUGUCUCGGCCUCGAGUGAAUCCAAGGCCGAGGACCUCGUGGGCAAGAUCAACAAUCUCGGAAACGGGGCACGCGCCAUAAAAAUCCAAUCGGAUGCAGCAACUAUCGACUCGCCCAAGACAGUCGUUAGCAAGACACUGGAAGCCUUUGGUCCUAGCAUUGACGUCCUCGUCAACAAUGCCGGCACAAGCGUCAGAAAGGCGUUCCUCGAAACUACAGUCGAGGACUUCGACGACGCUAUCAACGUCAAUCUACGUGCUGCGUUCUUCAUGUCCCAAGCCGUGGUUCCGCAUCUUCGCCGCCCAGGCCGCAUUGUCAACAUAAGUUCCAUCGUAUCUCGGACUGGAGGACCUCUCUACGGGGUCUACGCUGCGUCAAAGGCGGGACUGGAGGGUUUUACUCGGUCCUUGGCCGCUGCUGUAGGCCCUUACGGGCACAGUGUGAAUGCAGUUCUGCCUGGGCUGACAGACACAGAUAUGUUGACGAAGAUCACGGAAGACGAGGAGUCUGCCAAUUUCCACAAGAUGGUUGCGGCUGCUACGCCAAUGGAGGGACGGGUGGCAUCACCGGAGGAAAUCGCGCGUGUCAUAACGUUCCUUGCUGGGCCGCAAAGCCAGUGGAUUACUGGGCAGUGCGUCAGUGCUACGGGGGGUUUGUUGAUGGUUUAG